Molecule: messenger RNA, 987 nt
Organism: Clavispora lusitaniae ATCC 42720
Lineage: Eukaryota; Fungi; Ascomycota; Pichiomycetes; Serinales; Metschnikowiaceae
Source: RefSeq, a predicted model, not a curated record
AUGCUGGAACCAAAUAUGGACGACAAGAUGUCACAAAAAUCAUCUGUUUUCCAUUCCGCUUAUUCAACAUUAAGUAGACCUACAACAGCGGCGGUGCUUAAAAUGCUUCAUAAAAUCAGGCCGCUUUAUUCAAGAAAAGAAUCCAAAAGGUCGUCGGCUACUGAUGUUCAGAAAGUGAUUGAGCGACUCACGAAACUCCAGAAAAAGGCUUCGGCGUCGCAUGCUAUAUUGAUUGAGAGUUUGAACAGUUGGGCAAGCGACUUCAACAAUGAUGAAACGGCGCUUGUGAUUCAGGAGUUUAUUACUUUGCUAGAUACUGUGGAUAUGGUUUUUGCCACGAGAACAGAAAACUACAGUAAGCUCAAGGUGCAGAUGGGAGCUAUAGCCAUUCGAGAGACACGGCAGAAUGAUCUUAUUUCGAAGCACGCCAAGUUGCAGAAGGCAAAGGAGGCAAACUCAAUGAAACUUGGACCCAAUGCCUCGAAAACCCUCUUGGUCAUCGACGAAAUAGAGGAGAACGAGUACAACUUGAAGUUAAUUGAACAACAGUUGCUCCGUACGACUUCAGCCAACAUGAGGGAAGCUUGUCGUGGUUUCAUACUGUGGCUCUUAGAGUGUAUUGACCAGCUUGGUAAGCAGGGAAACGCUUUCAAUGCUUUGUUUUGCGCCACCGACCCCAUUGUAACUGCUAGACGCAUUGGUCUCUCGCUUUCGCCUAGCAUUCUGAGACAACCGCCCAGUACUUUUGACACGCCAGAGGAUAGCGGCGGAAUCUCUCUCAUUGACGAGAGAAGAGCGGCCCUCGAGACUGGAAGAACCUCAGUAGGGAAGAAUUCCCAGAAGUCCUUCGAAUCGGAUAGGACAUCUCGUCGCCACGAUGACAGGUACGAAUCGUUGCUUAACAGACAUACCGAAAAAAGCCAACAAGAGGUCUCAAACGAAUACGACAUUCGGAAAUUCCAAAUGAACCACGAGGGCUGGAAGUAA